GGGCCAAAAUAGCAACAGGCGAGGCGGGAAAUGCAGGAUGGACGAUGGAUAGCUAGAUAAAGCACUUUUCAUCCAGAAUGCAGAUCUGCAGAUGUUUGCACUGAAGACAAUCAAACUGUCCGAUUCCUCCGAGGAAUGUAACAACAGAAAUGUCACUGCAUGUUCAAACUGAAUGUUCCAUAUUGAGGAGCGUGCCUCAGCAGAGUAUACCAGCUCUGUGGGCUGCUGCUGCGGCGGCUGGAUCCUCGCGUUAUCUCCGGGGUUCUUCCAGACUUCUGCUGCUGCUGGACUUCUUCCUUUGAUGACACAGCUUUCGCCACAGAAACAUCUGAGAAGAACCAACAAUGGAUGAAGGUCCAGUAGCUGCGCUGCCUGUUCAGCAGCGGCAGUCGAACAGGCUUGUUUACCCCCAGGCUGUGGGUGUCUCUCCGGAUGGCCUGCAAGGUCAAGUUCCCUUCCAGACUCAACGCUCUGGCAGCCGUGAAAGAACCACGUCUGAACGCGAUCCUUUGUUGAACUGCGCUCCUGCUCUUGUGGCUGGUCGUGGCCAAAUUUGUGAUGAGCAAAAGAUGGAUAUCAGCUCCUCUUGUGAGUCAGUCAAGCGGCGAAAUGGACACUGUGGAGACACUGUGGUGUCUCCUGUGGAGGCACAUUGUGGAGUCACAUUACCUCGACAGCAAGAAAAAGGAACCACCAUGUCCUCCCGUCCUGAUAAGUCAGUUUCUACCUUCUCACCAGUUGUGGGUAAAAGUGCACGCAAGCAUCUGCCAACAUCAGAAGACUCUUCACUGGAUGUCCUCAGAAUAGUCAAGCACCAGCCGAGCGUCAUUGUGUUCUGUGACUAUGACGACCAGCUGUUCCUGUCCAAUGGGAGCUCCGACAGUGGCGAGGCCUCCUCGUCCAGCGCCGGCGAGGGUGACAGAGACGAGGAUGACGACUUUCCUGAGACGUUACAAUAUAAGGAAUUCCUGGUCAGUCGUCGCCGUAGAAACUUGAGUAGGAACAGGAAGUGCUUGAGGAAGAGACAGGAUGCCCAGCCUAGCGGAUCUGCAUCUGACCGGCAGACGCACAGCAGCCAGAGCAGAGAGGAGUUCACUGCAGGUGGCGAGGAGGACGAGAAGAGCAAUGGAAAGCAGGUUGCCGUGUGUGACUCCAUGACCAUGCUCAUGAGCAAGUUGGAUCAUCUCAGUGACGGGAGGCGAGACGACGUGACUGAUGCUGAGCCGGGGGAGCAGCAGAGCAACAUGGUCGCUCCCGCCGUGGGCAGGAUAGCGAGCCGAGUCCUCCCGAGUCAGGAUCAGGGAACCAGCCGAGCUCCGGACAAACACGAGCCACUGACCCGGCGGCGCUCGCGACCUUUGACGCGCAGCAGGCCGCUCACUCGCUCGUCCCUCUCGUCCCCGACUCAUCUGCACGCUCGGCGGGUCAGGGCUGCUGGGAGGAUCACAAGUGCAUCAGCAGAGAUUGAGGCUAAGGAGGCUUGUGAUUGGCUUAGAGCGGCGGGAUUUCCACAGUAUGCCCAGCUUUAUGAAGAUUCCCAGUUUCCAAUUGACAUUUCUUCAGUGAAAAGGGACCAUGACUUCUUGGACCGGGAUCUGGUGGAGCCCUUAUGCCGGCGCCUAAAUACGUUGAACAAGUGUGCUUCUAUGAAGCUGGACGUCAGCCACCCCAGGAAGAAAGGCGAUGACUCUGAUGAAGAUGACCCGCUGGCCAUCAGCAAGCGGUGGACGUUUGAGUGGAGCAGCCGACGCUGGUCUCGUCUGCAGGACUUCCUGUUGGACAGCACCUGCGAGAGCAGCCCGACGGGUCAGGGGGAGGGGCUACGCAGCACAGUGAGCAGCGAGAGCGUGCUGACCGACCUCAGCGAGCAGGAGAACGCGGAAAUCUCCUCGCUACACAGCGAGGACUCCACCUCGGCCAUGCCCGACUCCAUAUCCAUGGCAUCCCUGUCUGCUUCCUAUCAACCGCCCCGGGAUCUUCCGCACUACAACUCCCUGCCAAUCAAAAGCAGCCGCCAGGGGCAGGGAGGGCGGAGCAAAGCCAAAGACUUUCUACGUCGUAUGGAAGUCAUGCGCACUUGGGGGCCGUCGACAAGGCGGAAGAGUUCAAGUCGCAGGCCGCCGUUGGUCAUCAGUGAGCCCGUGUUACAGGGGGAGGAGCCUCAGGCACUACAGGUGCUGCAGUGUACGCCAAUCAACCAGUUAGAACUCAGCCCUAAACAGAACCACCAGACGGAUGGCGACACGUCCGCUCUCACCAUUGCCGGUGAUUGUAAAGACCAGUUCACAGAGAGUGUGAGUCCCAGCGGUGAGGUCGUGGUACCCGAUAAGAUGGAGGCGGGGCCUAUGAAACCGCGCACUGCCAGCAAGAGAAGCAGCAUGUAUCUGGAGGACAUGGAGCUGCCGUCACAGGGUAAGAGGACUGACGGGCAGAGCCAGUUUGGCAGGAACCAGUUUCACUCGUAUGACAACCUCCUCAUUCACAUCCCGAAAGACCACAAACCAGGCACCUUUCCAAAAGCUCUGUCCAUAGAGAGCCUGGUGCCGUCCCCUGGUGAUAGUAACAAUGGCAAUCAGACUCAAGCCCACUCGUUUCCACCCAACAACAACGGCCUGGGUGAGCCGUGGUCUGAUCAACCUCUGUCCAAGCCUCCCUGUCCCGGUGCGCCGCGGGGCAGCAGGGUGAGCGUGUACGACAACGUGCCGGGCUCACACCUGUACGCCAGCACCGGGGACCUGCUGGACCUGGAGAAAGAAGACAAUCUGUUCCCUCACCUGGAUGACAUCAUACAGCAUGUGAGCGGUUUGCAGCAGAUAGUGGACCACUGGAGCCGCAGUGUUCUGCCAGAGGGCGAGAUGACGGCGGAAGGGGGGGAGGAGGAAGGGGAGGGCCGGACCACUCCCAGCGAAGGGGAGAGAGACGGCGUCUCCUUAAAUGACACUGAUUCAACAGGGACCAGUCGGGAGAGGCGGGAUUCUGGGGUUGGGGCCUCGCUGACAAGACCACGUCUACGAUGGCCCAGUUUCAGAACCUCUGAUCAUCUCAACCAGCCGGCGUCUUCGCUGCAGAUCAGCAGCCAGUCGGCAGGACAGCUCAGCCUGCUGCAGAAGUUCUCUUUGCUGCGUCUCACCGCCAUCAUGGAGAAAUACUCCAUGUCUAACAAGCACGGCUGGACAUGGUCUGUGCCCAAGUUUAUGAAGCGCAUCAAGGUGCCGGACUACAAAGAGAAGAGUGUGUUCGGUGUUCCCCUCAUCGUGCACGUCCAGCGAUGUGGUUUUCCGCUCCCUGUGUGUUUACAGCAGGCCUUCAGCCACCUCAGAGCACACUGUCUGGACCAGGUCGGACUGUUCCGCAAAUCCGGCGUGAAGUCUCGCAUCCAGGCUCUGAGGCAGCAGUGCGAGCUCUCCCCCGACGCCGUCAGCUACGAGGAUCAGUCGGCCUACGACGUGGCCGACAUGGUCAAACAGUUCUUCAGAGACUUGCCCGAGCCUCUGCUAACGAGCAAGCUCGGGGAGACCUUCCUGCAUAUUUACCAGUACGUCCCAAAGGAGCAGAGGCUGCAGGCCGUCAGAGCGGCCAUACUGCUGAUGCCGGACGAGAACAGGGAGGUUCUGCAGAUGUUGCUCUACUUCCUGUGCGACGUCACGUCUCUGGUGGAGGAGAACCAGAUGACCCCGAUGAACCUGGCUGUGUGUCUGGGACCUUCGCUCUUCCACCUCAGCAUACUAAAGAACGAUGCGCUGUCGCCAAGGUCAAUCCAGAGGAAGUACACGACAGGGCGCCCGGACCAGAAAGACCUGAACGAGAACCUGGCUGCAACUCAGGGUCUGGCGCAUAUGAUCACCGAGUGCCAGCAUCUGUUUCAGAUCCCAGAGGAGAUGGUGACGCAAUCCCGCAACUCCUACAUGGAGGCUGAGCUGAUGGUGCCCCCGCUGGACGAGCUGUGCAAGUCUCACGAGGAGGAAGUGGACGAGUGUGAGGAGGAGGAGGAUGAGGAAGGGUCCUACCACGCUCACAUAGAACGCUUGGUGCAGAAGCUGCUGAAAGAAGCCAAAGACAAGAGCAAAGGCUGGGUGUCUCGCUCCACUACUGACAACACGGAGCUGGCAUUUAAAAAGGUGGGAGACGGUAACCCUCUCAGGCAGUGGCGAGUGUGCGCAGAGGUGCCCGCGGCGCCCAGUGAGGUGCUGCAGCGGCUGCUGAAAGAGCGCCCCCUGUGGCAGACCGGCCAAGACAAGGAGAAGGUUCUCGAGAUACUGGACAAGCAGACCGACGUGUACCAGUACUCCUGCCGCAACAUGGCACCUCAACCCGACUGUGACUAUGUGGUACUAAGAUCCUGGCGCACAGACCUGUGCAGAGGCUGUUGCGCGCUGGUGUGCGUGUCCGUGGAACACGACGACAGCCCGCGCAUGGGCGCCGUGAGGGGGGUCGUGCUGGAGUCGCAGUACCUCCUCGAGCCCUGCGGGACGGAGAGGACCAAGCUCACGCAUGUCUCCAGAGUGGACCUUAGGGGGAAAUCUCCAGAAUGGUACAACAAGGCGUAUGGUCACCUGUGUGUGAACGAAGCCCAGAGCAUCCGCUCCUCUUUUCAGCCGCUGGAUCACACUGAGCACUGAGGCCAAGGUGUGAACCCCAGGAAACCCAGAACUUAAAGAGCGAGUGAUCCAGGAGGGGG
Molecule: messenger RNA, 4678 nt
Organism: Solea solea (common sole)
Lineage: Eukaryota; Metazoa; Chordata; Actinopteri; Pleuronectiformes; Soleidae
Gene: stard13a
Product: StAR-related lipid transfer (START) domain containing 13a
Exons: 21
Coding region: 345-4619 (1424 amino acids)
Biological process (GO): regulation of Rho protein signal transduction; actin cytoskeleton organization; signal transduction
Molecular function (GO): lipid binding; GTPase activator activity; protein binding
Source: RefSeq, a predicted model, not a curated record